AUGUUUAUUAUGAAGGUUUCCGGAACACCAGUUGGUUUUUGCAUAAUGAAGAAUCAUAAAUCCUCCUAUCCAGAAAACUUUUUAAACGAAUUUUUUAUACCGGAAUACAUUCUUGUUUCGGGCGGAAAAUUUGAGGUUCCUUCUGUGGCACCCACCUGCCCGACAAUAGUAUUUGUCAACUCCAAAAGUGGCGGGCAGUUGGGCAGUGAGCUUCUUGUCACAUACCGUUCUGUUCUAAAUGAGAAUCAGGUUUUUGAUUUAGGUGAAGAAGCUCCAGAUAAAGUGUUACGCAGAUUGUACCUCAAUAUAGAAAACCUCAAAUUUAAUAAAGAUGCAUUAGCAACUACAAUAGAGAAGCAAUUACGAAUAAUUGUUGCAGGUGGAGAUGGAACUGCUGGGUGGCUGCUUGGAGUUGUUAGUGAUCUGAAAUUAUCUCAUCCACCACCAAUAGCAACAGUGCCUCUAGGAACUGGAAACAAUCUCCCAUUUGCAUUUGGUUGGGGAAAAAAGAAUCCAGGAACAGAUCGUGAAUCUGUUUUGAAAUUCUUGAAGCAAGUUAUGGAAGGAAAAGAAAUGGAGAUUGACAGCUGGCAUAUUCUUAUGAGGAUGAAAUCUGCCCCAAAAGAAGGGUCUUGUGAUCCCAUUGCCCCUUUGGAGUUGCCACAUUCUUUACAUGCAUUUAAUCGUGUGUCUGAUACAGAUGAACUUAAUGUGUCAGGUUACGACACAUUUCGUGGAGGAUUCUGGAAUUAUUUCAGCAUGGGGAUGGAUGCUCAAGUAUCGUAUGCGUUUCAUUGUGAGAGGAAAUUGCAUCCAGAAAAAUUCAAAAAUCAGUUGACUAAUCAGAGUACAUAUGCAAAGAUCGGGUGUACUCAAGGGUGGUUUGCAGCAUCUCUCUUCCACCCUUCUUCAAAGAAUAUUGCCCAGCUUAUAAAUGUUAAGGUUAUGCAAAGGCAUGGUGGCUGGAAAGACCUCAAAAUACAUCAUAGUAUCCGGUCAAUUUUAUGCCUCAAUUUGCCUAGUUUCUCUGGUGGACUAAAUCCUUGGGGAACACCAAACCAGCACAAAUCUCGUGAUAGAGACUUGACCCCACCAUAUGUUGAUGAUGGGCUUAUUGAGAUUGUUGGUUUCAGAGAUGCAUGGCAUGGGCUUGUUCUCCUUGCACCAAAGGGACAUGGCACCCGUUUGGCUCAGACACAUCGGGUGAGAUUUGAAUUCCACAAGGGUGCAGCAGAGUGCACGUAUAUGCGAAUGGAUGGAGAGCCUUGGAAACAACCUCUCCCUGUAGAAGACGACACCACGGUUGUUGAAAUCUCGCAUCUUGGACGCGUCAAAAUGCUCGCAACACAAAAUUGCAUAUCGAAAAGUGUCAAAGAUCCUUCAAUUCCACAUUCUCAUGAACAAGAAGAUGAUGAUGAUGAUAAAUGUGGAUAUAUCUCGCCUCAGUUAGAUACUGAUAACAAUAGCAGAAAUGUUAACUAUGGAAACGAAGAUGGAACUUUGUAAUUGACUGGGAAGAGGAGCAUCGAUGAAACAAGAUUGCUCUUUCUUUAAACUAGAAUUGAUUAUGAAGCCAUGUUUGGAUAUGAUGAGUGAUGACCCUAUAAAUUUCUAGUGUUUGUGUUAUGUGUGUGUGUG
Lactuca virosa is the source of this 1638-nucleotide messenger RNA. The record is from the annotation of a GenBank genome assembly. NCBI's taxonomy places the organism in Eukaryota, Viridiplantae, Streptophyta, Magnoliopsida, Asterales, Asteraceae.